AUGAUACCUCAAUAUAAACCUACCCAAUCGAAAGGGCCGUGCUUGAUUUGUGUUAAACGGAAAGUCAAAUGUGAUCGGGAAGUUCCUUGCAUCAACUGUGUUAAAAGAGGUGAACAAGACAAAUGCAUCUCUUCUCAUAAGGGUGCUCUAAAUAAAGCAAAGGCGAGUAGUACCGGUAACAGACAGGAAUAUUUGGCUCUUUGGACUUCUUAUUAUACAUGGGUUUUUGAUUACGGCUUAUGGGAACAGAAUGGCCAAAAUUGGGCAAAGAAACGUCACGACAAGACCAGAUGGGAUUGGAAAGUGCAAACUGAAAGAUCGGAUUUUUGGAUCAAUCUGCUAAAUUCAGAAAUGUCUUUCAAGUUACUUGACUACUCCGUGCAAAGAUUGGGUGCUUUGUUUUUUGGAAUAUUGAACGAUGUUGGGGAACUAUAUGUCGAGCUAGAAGACUACUGGACCCGGUCUAAAGUUCCUAGGCAUGAAUUUACACCAGAAAAUUAUCUAUGGAAUGCACUCAUUUGGUCGAUUUUAACGUUAGCCGUGUAUCACGCACCUCUGAGCACUCUGGAGACGAUAAUGCUAGAAUCUCAAUUGGAUGCGAUACAAUUAGACUUUAAAAUAAAUGAACUGACAGAACAGACUAGAACAGAAGUCGUGAAUGCUUUCAGAGGCGUUUCUUUACAAAUGCUUCAUAGAGCCAACUUCAUGGCGUUUCCAGAUGUAAAAACGAUUCAAACAUACCUGGUAUUGGCAUCUACUUCCUUUCCGAUGGACGAACCAGCCCUCGCCAACAGUCUCUUGACACAGUGUCUACAUCUCGCGAAGUAUUUGGAGCUCGAUCUUUUCAGACCUUCUGUGGCUGAUACAACGGACAUGAGGCUGGUGAAGCUAGCGUGCGAGAAGAUAUGGUAUCGCCUGUGCGUCCACGAUUAUUGGCAAUCCGGAAUCAACAAACUAUUGUCUGUUCACGAAAUCAACAAUUCUCUCCUCAGCCAUGCCGCUUUCUUGAUGGACAAGCCAAACAUCGAUGUCUACCAGAGUGAAGAUACCUUUGAGGCUUUUCUCUGGAAAGUGGUGUCUUUGGAUCGAGAUAUUGAUAAAUAUGUUCACACACAGACGAAGCCUCCAUUGAAGACUUUGGAUGCCGUACAAAGACAAGUGGAUAUUUUUUUACACAAGGCGCAGGCGCUCGAUGUUAAAAGCUCCGCUAGCGUUAGAUGUGAAAGCUUUAUCAUUAGCUUCCUACUCAACGCAAUCAAUUGGAAAAUCAGCAACCUCACGUAUACUUACUAUGACCAAAAAACUGGACAUGUUAAGCUGUAUCAGUUUUCAACAGUGAUGGUUGCCCAAAUACUCCAAAACACCAAGACUGGAAUGGGGUUUUUAAACAAACUACCCUUUGUGAUAAAAAACAUCGCCGCUACGCUAAGUUUCCACUCUCUGUGUUUUAUAUUCGACACCUCGGCGCUGAACGAGCAGUUGGCUUUCGAUUUGACAGAAAUAUGCGAAAUUCUGGAAUUGAAAAACAACAAAUUUUUGAAAGGCGCAUGCGCUUUGGCCGAAAGGCUCAGGGAACUGAGAAAUAUUUGGCGUAAGGUCCGCGUAGUUGAUGACGGGGAGGGUUUCGGCCAUCCUGUUUACAAAAUAUUACAGAACGACAUGCUGUUUCUGAAAGAAAACAGCAGACGACAAAACCGUCUGUUUCUUAAAUGGGACCAAGUUCGUGACAGAAUUCCAUCGAACGAAGACGACGACAAACAAGGUCGUGACAUUACGCUGAUCGUUGAAAAUUUCGAGAAGACCUUCAGCUUACGAAGGAUCCUAGCCCAAUAUCAGUACAGUUAA
Molecule: messenger RNA, 1845 nt
Organism: Lachancea lanzarotensis
Lineage: Eukaryota; Fungi; Ascomycota; Saccharomycetes; Saccharomycetales; Saccharomycetaceae
Gene: CEP3
Product: LALA0S03e04082g1_1
Exons: 1
Coding region: 1-1845 (614 amino acids)
Biological process (GO): regulation of DNA-templated transcription
Cellular component (GO): nucleus
Molecular function (GO): DNA-binding transcription factor activity, RNA polymerase II-specific; zinc ion binding
Source: RefSeq, a predicted model, not a curated record